Messenger RNA from Monascus purpureus, 375 nucleotides. Lineage: Eukaryota; Fungi; Ascomycota; Eurotiomycetes; Eurotiales; Aspergillaceae. The record is from the annotation of a GenBank genome assembly.
AUGGGUUUUAUCUCUCUCAUCGUUUCGCUCCUCACGCCGAAGGCUUCUGCCCUGCAGAGGUCCUCGAUCGGUGCGCACCCAGCCUACCAGCUCUCGUCAAAUCGGCCAGAAAGUCUAUUCAGCAAUCAGUCCAGUGAGCCCAGUCAGUCGAGUCUCGAAGGACAGGAAGAUCCAGAGCCGUUCUAUUCCUCCACCGAAUACCAAACAAUUAUGGUUUGCGACAAGUUGUCUUUCGGACAGCGAAAGCGCUCGAAGCAGACAGCAGUCUGUUCCCAGUUUCCCAAGUUCAGAAACGCGCCACAAUCUAUCCUCAUCAAAAUCGAGAAGGCAGCUGUAAAAGGAGACUUUAUUACGAGGGCAUGGAAUGCUCCGUAA